AAAAAAAAAAGCACCAUGGCGUGUGAGCCCACUCGUGUCCGGCUGCUCUGCAUGCUCUCGCUGACUUUCGGGUUCUUCGUGGUGGAGGUGGUGGUCAGCCGGAUGACCUCGUCCCUGUCGAUGCUGUCGGACUCCUUCCACAUGCUGUCGGACGUGAUCGCGCUGGUCGUGGCUCUGGUGGCGGUGCGGUUCGCCGAGAAGACCCAUGCGACCAACAAGAACACCUUCGGCUGGAUCCGGGCGGAGGUGAUGGGGGCUCUGGUGAACGCCGUCUUCCUCACGGCGCUGUGCUUCACCAUCGUGCUGGAGGCGGUGGAGCGCUUCACCGAGCCCCAUGAGAUCGAGAGCCCGCAGGUGGUGGCCGGGGUCGGGGCCGCGGGGCUCCUGAUCAACCUGCUCGGGCUGUGCUUGUUCCACGGGCACGCCGGCGGAGGCCACGGACACUCCCACGGAGGUCACUCUCACGGCGGGAAGAACAAGAGGGGCAAAGCCGGCAAGUGCCAGAAGGCUGGGAACGGGUCUUCAGGAGAGGAGACCAACAACCUGGUGGCGAAUCACAACAGCCCCGGUGAUGUGAGGCCGAGAAAUGAAAUCAGCUGUAAAGACGGCACAGAGGUGCAGAUGAACGGCAACACCCACUACGAGGAGAUGGACCAAGACCACGACUCGUCGGCGCAGCUCAACAUGCGCGGGGUCUUCCUGCACGUGCUGGGCGACGCCCUGGGCUCCGUCAUCGUGGUCGUCAACUCUCUAAUAUUCACCUUCGUGUGGCAGCCCUGCGUCGCCGGCGAGAUGUGCGUCAACCCGUGUGUCAACAGCCACAGCACCGACCACCAGCACGUCAACCACACGCUGGUCGACCUCCUGGAAGGGCCCACUAUGUUGUCCACGAAGUUCGCCGGCCCCUGCUGGGUUCUCUACCUGGACCCCACGCUCUGCAUCAUCAUGGUGGGCAUUCUGCUGUACACCACCUACCCGCUGCUCAAAGAGUCGGCCCUCAUCCUGCUGCAGACCGUGCCCAAGCAGAUCAACAUGCACCGGCUCAACGAGCGGCUGCUGGGUCUGGAAGGCGUCCUGGCCAUCCACGAGCUGCACAUCUGGCAGCUGGCCGGCAGCCGCAUCAUCGCCACAGCGCACAUCAAGUGCCACGACCCCACGUCUUACAUGGAGGUGGCCAAGCGCAUCAAGGACUUCUUCCACGACGAGGGCAUCCACGCCACCACCAUCCAGCCCGAGUUCGUCACGUUCAGCUCGGAGUCUCGGGAUUCCCUCUGUGAGCUCUCCUGUCGGACUCAGUGCGCUCCCAAGCUGUGCUGCGGCUCCGCGGACAAACAGAACUCUGAUAAAAAGGCCAACAGUGACUGUAAGGCGGCGGCGUCCUCGGCCCUGGAGGUUAUCAGCGAGACCCCGGAGCACGCCGCGGCCCUUCAGGUGUGCCCUCAGACGGGGGCCGAGGUUUCCAUCCCGAGGGAGGUGGAGUCGUCUCUGUGAGACGGCGGGGGAUAGAGAGAAAAAGAGGAGAUGUUGAGAGGAAGAAACCACCACAUCAGGCUAAAAUCAGUGUCGUUAUCCUGACCCAUGGUUCUUUCCCGGCCCUGACGAGAAAAUAAUUUUCCUUUUUAACCUUUUUAUUCUCUGUCAUCGCCUCCUGUUGUGGCUGUAAAAUCCCCCCUUAAAACACUGUUCAUACAUCUGAGCCGGUUCUUUUCAUCUUCCCUCUCUCUCUCUCUCUCUGUACACUUAUUUCCAUUCCCUCCCCCUCUCUCCCGGCCUCUCCUCUUCCUCUCGGCCCCUCUCUUGUUGUCUGUUGCCCUGGCAGUAUGGUGGUGAUGCAUGUUGGGGUUCACUGACCUUAUCUCCUCCAGAACUGGAGCGAGGCCUGCAUGAGUGUCCCUCAUUAGCACCUUGUUGUGAUGCGUCAUCUCGUCCCAUGGUGUUUCUGUGCCAAAGCUUCUCACUGCAGGACUGAAGGGAUCUGAGAGACGCCCUCUCCUCCAAAAGGACACACUCAACACAUGCAAGUCAGAGCACACAUCACUAGGUUAUUUUAUUUAGCCUAUGGACCUUGUUUGUUUUUUUGCGCAGGCUUUGAGCAGAUCUAUUUUCUUACCCUCUGGCCCUAAACGGAAGAGUAUUGUAUUGCAUACUAAUUUAAGUAUUUAAGUUAUUAGAAAUUAUCUAUUUCUCUCUGUAGAUGCUGUUUGUAAUAUUUAGUUUGGAUUAUAGAAACAUUUUUGCAAUUUUUUUCUGUCUUGAAUUUUUUUGGACAGACCAUCUAUGCUGUAGUCAGUUUUUUUUUUUUUUUCAAAUGUGAUGUUUUAUAAUGAUUCUGUUUCUCAAGACUUUUCUCUGGCCUUGACUCAGUUGUAAUUGCAGUCAUUAGUUGGAUACAGAAGCCGUAUCAACACCUCUCUCACCUUGCCUUUUAAAUACAAACAAACUGCUGUGGUAUAGCACUCGGUAUGGUAGACACAGUGUAACGGAAAGUCUCGCAAAUGGCACAGUCACCUAAUUAAAUGUUCAUUCACAAAUUUGAUGCCUUGCAAGCCAGAGGGUUGGGUCUGUUGUGAAGAAAUGAGCACUGUACGCCAUUCUGAAUAAUGAAACACUAUUCUCUGUACUGAAUCUGUGCUGGAAAGCUUUCUGACGAUGGCUGUCGAUUUUAGUUUUAAAAAAGAAAAAGAGAAAUCCUCAUGAAUGUGUUCGGCACAGUGUCACAAUCCAUGCUGAGGGAGUUUUUGUAUUUCCAGGACGUUCUACUAUGUGUGCAUGACCAAACGGAGACCUGGUGGUCGACUCUGUAGGAGCUCCACUAAGAGCUCCAGUUGCUGCUUACCAGUACCUGCUGGUAUCCCCCAACAUUACUCAUAACUGUGUAGGGAAUGACUCAUCUUAUAGCUUUUCUGUCCUCUGAUUUGGACAGCUGAGUAGGCUGUUUUUGCUGAAUUGAAGUCCAUAUGGUGGCCUUUGAAAUUUCACCAGAUAACAUUAAAAGGUGAUCCAUCAAUGCGUUUUAGAUUUCCACUCCUGAUUAAAUGUGUAUGCAAUAUAGAACUAUGUGCUGGGAAAUGUAUUUUGACGCGUUCCUUCAUUUGUAAUGUUCGGUCACUUUUAUUCUGUGUCUUUUAAGACUUGAGCUCUAUGUGCAAAUUGAAAACAAGUGUUGUUGUUUUUUUAAUUUUAGAUAUGACAUGUCAACUGACGUGUUUUUGAUAUACUAUAUAUCUACAGUACCUGUCCAAUGUGUCAUUGUGAAAUAAAAAAAUGGCUGUUUGGUACAGUUGAUGAA
Morone saxatilis (striped sea-bass) is the source of this 3289-nucleotide messenger RNA. RefSeq names its product solute carrier family 30 member 1a (gene slc30a1a). Bases 16 to 1491 code for a protein of 491 amino acids. The transcript has 2 exons. NCBI's taxonomy places the organism in Eukaryota, Metazoa, Chordata, Actinopteri, Moronidae. Gene Ontology annotation, molecular function: calcium channel inhibitor activity; zinc ion transmembrane transporter activity. Gene Ontology annotation, cellular component: Golgi apparatus; endoplasmic reticulum; membrane. The record is from RefSeq and is a predicted model, not a curated record. Gene Ontology annotation, biological process: zinc ion transmembrane transport; intracellular zinc ion homeostasis; detoxification of zinc ion.